GCGACAUAAAUCUUUUGAAAAAAUAAAGACCAAGGGCCAGUUUUUUAGAAUUGCGAAACCCGCAGUUGUGUUACAUACGCCAGCUCCAGCGCCCGCCCGCCCCGGUGACCGUCGCCCGUCGUCGCCAGCGCUCGCUGCAUACCACCCGUCGUCUCGAGCUCUGCUUGACCGCUGCAUGUACGCCAGCACCUUUCUCGGCCUUCACGCCGAUACGAAGGGCGAUGCCCACUUCCGCACCGGUGCCAUGGGCAACGCCAUGGCGCUCGACACGAUCGAGCUCGACGUCGAGAUGAUCCAGAACUACCGGUACCGCGAGAUGCAAGACGAGUACGCGGUGCACCUCUACGCGCAGAAUGCGAUUGCGACGCCGACGCUCGACUGGUCCAUCUUCCACACGGCGCGUGGCCGCCUCGUGCACCGCAUCUUCUCGACGGGCUCGGCGCUAGGCCUCAAGCGCGAGACGUGCCACUUGGCCUGCUCGUACAUGACGCGCGUCUUCCUCUCGUCCUGGCUCGCGCGCGGCCAGAUCUUUGCGCCCAACUUUGCGAAAACGGCCGAGCACCCCAACAUCCUCAUGGCCGCGACCGUCCUCGUCCUCGCCAGCAAAAUCGAAGAGGUCAACCCACCGUCGGUCACGGACAUUCUCGAAGCUGUCCAGCGCGAGUCGGGCGAGACCGUGCCCGACCAUGCCAAGGCCAAAGGCAAAGGCAAGCGUGGCGGUCGCAGCAAGAAGGUCACCGCGCCGUCGAUCUACACGACGAAAGAAGACGUGAUUGCGCACGAAGAAGCGCUUUUGAAGCAGCUCAAGUGGAAGCUGUACCCGGCGACGCCCAUCACGUGGCUUCUCCUCGCGAUGGACGGCCUUGGUUUGUACAAGGAGCCGUCGAGUCCGCCGUCGCCGGCUGUGUACAACUCGCCGUGCUACGUUGGUUACGAGUAUGGCGGGUCCUAUGACUACGCCGACAAGCUGCGCAAGGACGAGUCGCGUCUCCAGCGUGCAAAGGAGCGCAUGACGGUGUUCCACCUCGCGUGCAACCUCCUCGACGUUGCGACGCUCGACUCGUUCUCGAUCAACUUUUUACCAAGUGUCCUUGGGGGCGCCGCGCUCUUCCUCCUCGCGCCCACCCACAACCUGUACGCCCUCUCGCACUUGCUGCUCGUCAAGCCCGAGAACGUGUGGGAGUGCGUCGUCUGGAUGCAGCACUACCUGCCGUACGUGACGCAGCCCGUGCCGCUCUCGGUCCAUGCGCAGUUUCAGUCCAAGCUCGCCAAGGUGCCGCAGGAAGAUCGCUACGCGGUGCAGGUCCUCUCGACGAGCACGGCCUUUGGCACGCUAGUCUUUUACCCGAUGGCGCACAGCUCGCCGCAAGCGAUGCUGCUCAAGACGCCGCCGUCGCCGCAAGAACCGGUGUACGAGCCAGAGAGCGAGUGGUCGCCGUCGACGUACUUUACGCAGCACCAGCCGUCGCUGCUGAGCAACCAGCAGCACCUGAACCAGCAGCACCAAACCUCGUACGCGUACGAACCAGAGGCGUACACGAACGACCAGCUCGCGAUGGGUCGGGACCCUUACUACAGUGCGUACCACCCGCAGUGGGCGGCGACCACGUGGGUGCCCUCGCCAAGCUACAACUAAGGCGCUUUACCUCGACCUCUGCCACCGCCAAGACGAAGCGCGUGGCUUUUCUUUUUUAUUAUCCCGACAACCUCAACCAGACCUCUUUGAUUCGAACCUAGCGUAAUUUAGUGGGUAUUUAUCGCGCCAAAACCAAAACAAAGAUUAUAUACAUUUUCGUGUGGACCCGCUUCU
Molecule: messenger RNA, 1810 nt
Organism: Saprolegnia diclina VS20
Lineage: Eukaryota; Oomycota; Saprolegniomycetes; Saprolegniales; Saprolegniaceae
Exons: 1
Coding region: 176-1636 (486 amino acids)
Biological process (GO): regulation of cyclin-dependent protein serine/threonine kinase activity; mitotic cell cycle phase transition
Cellular component (GO): cyclin-dependent protein kinase holoenzyme complex; nucleus; cytoplasm
Molecular function (GO): cyclin-dependent protein serine/threonine kinase regulator activity
Source: RefSeq, a predicted model, not a curated record